Messenger RNA from Seminavis robusta, 785 nucleotides. Lineage: Eukaryota; Bacillariophyta; Bacillariophyceae; Naviculales; Naviculaceae. The record is from the annotation of a GenBank genome assembly.
CACAAACCACAAACCACACAACACAAAAAUGAACUACCGAUCAAUCCUUUUGCUUCUGGCCGUGGCUAUCAGCCUCGUCGCAGCAGAACAAUGUCCUGCUAACACUGAAUCCUGCACUCUCCCCAAUGGAGAUGUUGGUGUCUUUAUGUACCGACCAACCGAUCCCAGCCAACUGCAACAACCAAGAAAGCAACAAUCCUCUUCCCGACGAUUGGGACACAGCCACCACCACCAAGAGAAGCCCAAAGCCAGCACCAAGCGUCGUCAAAACCGACAUGGAGUGCACCGAUUCCAUUUUGGCAUGUCCUCCACCCAAUGCGUUCCUCAGAACUUGGUAGAAGAUGCAUCGGAACAUUUGGCCUGUGGCUGCGCUGGUGGUGUCUGUCCGGAAAUGCUCCAAUGCGGAUGCGGAUGUGACAUUACCAACCACAAGGGCGAUGUUCUAGCAGCCGGUGAUGGAGUAUGGGUAUCCAUCACCACUACUUCCGACAACACAGUCCAAAAGUGCGUCCGACCAGAAUAUGCCGAACCCUCUCGUGUGCAAUGCGUGCAAGAGUGUCCCAUGGCAUAGAUAGAUCGCAACGCACCUUUUUAUUGGGGAACAAAAGCAAAAAGCCACCAAGCUGCUACAUCCUUGGCUGCUACUAAUGGGAAACGGGGCAUCUCAUGGGAACGGGAAACACACAACGCUAUCAGCAUGAUUCAUGCUCUUUCAGAUUCUGCUAGACUGAAUACACUCUUCCUACUUCCUACAUCCAACUUCCUACAACUGUACCAUUAUUACU